AAUGGCCGGUUUGAUGCGUAGGGUCCUCCCGUUAUCGCUACAGUUUGCAAAGGGUGUGUUUGUCAAGCGAACCCCGCGACUCCACCCUUCAGCUGCCCUCGGCUGCCGGGCUUACGCUUCCGCUUGGACAACCGCGCAAUGUGACGAUCCGUCUAGGGCGAAGGAGUUAAACAGGCAAGCACGCGUGGAUCUGGCAGCCGUCUACCGCAUCCUUGACGAUCUGCAGUUCGGGGAGGGUGUUUGUAAUCACAUCACUCUCAUGGCUCCGGCCCAGUCCGGCCACGGAAAUGUGAUGCUCCUUAUCCCAUAUGGCUUGCACUGGAGCGAGGUUACGGCAUCGAGCCUCGUUGGACUAGAUGACAAGCUGCAAGUUGUGGAAGGAGAUGGAAUGGCUGAAACAACCGCUGCAUGUAUUCACACAGAGUUACAUCGCGCACGCCCUGAUGCGUCUUGCGUGCUCCAUGUACACCCACCCUACUCGACCGCGAUAGGAUUACUAAAGGAUUGCGGGCUGCUGAUGGUACAUCAGAAUUCUGCCCGCUUCUUUAAGAACGUAGCCUACGAUCGGAGCUACAGCGGUCUCGCUGAUGUAAGCGAGGAGGGCAGGCGGUUAGGCGAGGUGAUAGGGGACAAGGAGAUCUUGGUGAUGUGUAACCAUGGAGUCGUCGCCGCUAUGCCAAACACCGCGCAGGCGUUCGAUCACGUUUACUAUUUCGAACGCGCCAGCAUGUUUCAGGUGUUGGCAAUGUCGUGCAACAGUGAGUUGGAUUUGAUUCCGAAGCCCAUUCUUGAGUUGACCUGGAAUCAAUCGCGAAAGAAUUUGGAUUUUUUCGCCAAAUGCCACUUCGACGCAAUGAAGAGAGCUUUGCUGAGGAGGUGCCCUGACUUUGCCGACUAAUCUAGCUUCCGAUUUAUGUUGCGUGCGUCGAUCCCCUCAUCGCGAGUGUAGUAAAAAUGCAAAACGUUUUCACUAGCGAGACAAGUACUCACAGUUGUUGUUGCACUCACACUUCGCGCGAGCUGUGUGCGCUGUUCGCAGCAUAAACGUGCUAUAGCUGGCGCAGGUACUCUGCAGAUCAGCUGGUGUACUGAUACUCUCGUAUUGAUAACUAACAAGACGGUAUCGUUGUCUGUUAUUUACUCGUCUUGGCACCUGUUCGUUUUGCGGAUGUACAAGACAGCCAACGUGAGAACCAGCAUGUGUGGUUAAAUAUCGAGCGCGUGUAAUCUGCAAUGGAGGCAGUCGUUUAUCUGAUAUGCGGGCGCAUGCCCCUAUUUCGAUUAGCAUGUUGUCACGGGCACAUUUUUUAUCAUUCUAGUCGACAGCUUCCGAAGCCGAUGAAUUCCGCUCAUAAGUAGAACCACGGUAAGGUUCGUUGGCGGUUAUAACGGUGCGUGUGGUACGAGUGCAUAUAUAUAUGCACGUACGAGUACAUUCCCAUAUCCCAUGUACCUGUGAGUGUGGUUCAAGGGGUCGUUGUAUCGUUGUCGUCGUAUCAGGUACUACAGAUAUGUACCCGAGGUACAUGUAUGUAUACACAAAGUGUUCCAGACUUGUACU
Molecule: messenger RNA, 1561 nt
Organism: Priapulus caudatus
Lineage: Eukaryota; Metazoa; Priapulida; Priapulimorpha; Priapulimorphida; Priapulidae
Product: putative aldolase class 2 protein CC_1201
Exons: 5
Coding region: 2-898 (298 amino acids)
Cellular component (GO): cytoskeleton
Molecular function (GO): actin filament binding
Source: RefSeq, a predicted model, not a curated record